This is a messenger RNA of Schistosoma rodhaini, 1639 nucleotides long. NCBI's taxonomy places the organism in Eukaryota, Metazoa, Platyhelminthes, Trematoda, Strigeidida, Schistosomatidae. The record is from the annotation of a GenBank genome assembly.
UGAAUAUAUGGUACUUUUUCGUAUCGUAGUAACGGCCAAGCUGCGAUGUCUUUCCGCGAGAUCAGGUUAUUUACUGAAAUGAUGCGUUCCUUGGGAUAUCCGCGCGUCAUAUCCUUGGAGAAUUUUCGAACUCCGAAUUUCCCUUUGGUUGCAGAGAUCCUAAGAUGGUUGGUUUGUCGGUAUGACUCCUAUGCUGAAUUACCGUCACGCCUUGACUCGGAACAAGAUCGCGUUUUGUUUAUUAAAACAGCAAUACACUUGAUUUUCACUAAGGCAUGCAUAAAACUGAACAGCAAAAGACUCUACCAGGCAGAUGGAUUUGCUGUAAGGGAGCUAAUAAAAAUAACUAGGAUGUUAUAUGAAGCAACGCAAAAUAGCGAUUCCGACUCUAAAGAUGAACAAAAUUGCCUCAAUGUAACAGAAAUCUUUGAUUUCCGUAAGGUUAAACAGCUUCAAGAGGCUAGAAAUUUAUGUAGUCAACUUGCAUCAUCUGGCGCUUCAUUAAAUUCACUAUUGAAUAAAGAAGUAGAUAUUAAAGAAUUACGUGGGACUUCUUUAAGACGUCAAAUAGAUCGAGAAUAUGUUGAGGAAUCUAUUAAAACCGCUAAAAAUGCUAUCAAUGGUCAAAUUGACAAAAUUCAAUCAUCACUUGUCAAUAUCACCGCUGAUGAAACCAAUUUAGAUAUGAAAAUUGAAAAGAAACGCAGUGAAUUAGAACGUAAUCGUAAACGUUUAUCUACAUUACAAUCUGUAAGACCUGUAUAUAUGGAAGAGUAUGAACAAUUAGAAGAGGAAUUAUCUUCACUUUAUACCACUUACUUGACAAAAUUUCGUAAUCUUACAUUCUUAGAAAGCCAAUAUGAGUAUCUUCUGGAUAAUAUUAAUCAAAAUAAUGAGGAUACAGAAAUUACUCUUAAAAAUAUAGCUGAUCAAGUGAAAACAUAUUCGUUUAGAGAUGAAGAAAAUCAGAGGACUGCUUCGUAUGGUGGAGAUGAAAAUACUUUUAAGAAUCAAUUAAAUUUAAAAACUAAUGCUGGAGAAUAUAGUCGUUUUUGUGCUGAGGUUGAUAACGAUACAAGUGAUAACGAUGAUAUUGAUGAUGAUGAUAAUGAUGAUUCAAUCAAUGAUCAAUAUAAUCAAACUGAAAAUGCUGAAGAUAUCGUUGAGAAUGAUAAUUCACUUUAUCAAAGUAGUAAUGGAAAUACUAGAAAACGUAGAUUUUCAAGAAAUCAACUCAAACCUGAAUGGUCUCCUGGUCGUCAGCAUAUUCCAGGUACCAGUUAUCAUGGUAGAACUCAAAGUUCGAACAACAGUGAUGAUUUUCAAGUAAAUGAAGGAAGCUAUCGGUCUACAAACAUGGAUGAAUCACUGUUAACAAAACGGUCACAGAAAUAUUUUGUUUGAUUCAACAGGAUAAUUAUCCAACAGCAAGUGCUGAGAAUGAAAAGCAAACAUAUUUGAAGCAUGCACUUCAAUCUGAGGAGAAUGAACAUGAUGAUUUUUAAGUGAAUUAUUAACAUGCUAGUGAUUUAUUUAUUUCUACAAAAUGUAUAAUAAAAAGUUAUUGUAAAAAGAAGCAUUAUUUAUUCUUCUGUGAAGUCAUUCUAAUUGAAUAACAUUACUGAUGGAAGUAUAAAAU